Molecule: messenger RNA, 618 nt
Organism: Portunus trituberculatus (swimming crab)
Lineage: Eukaryota; Metazoa; Arthropoda; Malacostraca; Decapoda; Portunidae
Product: extensin-like
Exons: 1
Coding region: 1-618 (205 amino acids)
Source: RefSeq, a predicted model, not a curated record
AUGCUAGACCUCUACACCCCCACGCCCCCACGCCCCCACGCCACCCCAACGCCCCCCACGCCACCCCUACGCCAUCCUGCACCUCCCCACGCCAUUCCAAGCCACCUCCAUGUCACCUCACGCCUCCCCCUCCACCCCCAUGUCUUCCCACGCCACCCACCCACGUCACGUCUCUCCUACUUCCACCAACACGCCAUCCCUACUCCCUCCAACACGCCACCUUACACCUCCACACACGCCUCUUCUAACACACCACUCCACGCCUCCUACACACGCCCAUUCGUCUCCAUGCUUCCUCAAUACACGCCCCAUCAAACAACCACAUAUGCUCCUUCUCCCCACGCCACCCCACGCCUCCACACGCCUCUUCUAACACACUCCUCCACGCCUCUUAAACACGCACCUUCACCUCCAUGCUUCCCCAAACACGCCCAAUCAAACUCCCCACACACGCCUCUUCUUCCCACGCCUCCCCACACGCCACCCCACGCCUGUUCACCGACGCACCCCCAAAACAGCCCCUCACAAGCCUAUGACCCCUUAGCUAGCACCCAACGCCCCUCCAACCCCCCGGACACGACCCCAGCACCCUCCCACGCCUCCCCACGCCCCCUGUAG